AGCAGCCACUUCACGCGCCAUCUUCUAGUUAGCAACCGGACAGAUUAAAACAUUGCGUUAAACCACCGUGCUAAGCUAUUUCUGUGAUAAUACUUUGGUUGUUAUUAGCUGUACUGAAACAUGAGUGACAUUGAGGAUGGAAACUAUGAAGGACGGGGGUCACGCUCCCCAUCUAAAUCGGAUCGCGGGAGUCCAGCUCGGGUCAAGUCGGAGAGCAGGUCCGGCUCCCCGAGCCCAUCCCGAGCCUCCAAACGCUCUGAGUCUCGAUCCCACUCUCGGUCAAAAUCAAGGUCUCGUUCAAGGCGGCACUCAAACCGGCGCGGUAGCCGCUCACGUUCUCGGUCCUAUUCCCACCGAAGGAAGUCCCGCUCUCGUUCUUACAGUCCUGAAUACCGGCGCAGGAAGAGCCAGAGCACCUCCCCAAUGUCCAACCGCCGCCGUCACACUGGCAGUAGGAGCAAUGACUUCACAAAAGAAGCAUGCAAUGAUGCUGAUGUAAGGGCGAACCCUGACCCCAGCACGUGUUUGGGGGUGUUUGGUUUGAGCCUGUACACCACAGAGCGUGACCUGAGGGAGGUGUUUUCACGCUAUGGUCCACUUGCCGGGGUCAAUGUGGUGUACGACCAGCGCACAGGUCGCUCCCGGGGCUUUGCCUUCGUUUACUUUGAGAGAAUUGAGGAUUCCAAAGAGGCAAUGGAGCGAGCCAACGGCAUGGAGCUGGACGGGAGGCGCAUCAGAGUGGAUUAUUCCAUUACCAAACGUCCCCAUACCCCCACACCAGGAAUCUACAUGGGCCGACCAACUCACAAUGGUGGUGGCGGCGGCGGCGGCGGCGGCGGUGGUGGCAGCAGCAGUGGUGGUGGCGGUGGUGGUGGCGGCGGCGGCAGCAGGAGGGGGAGAGACUCCUAUUAUGACCGUGGCUAUGACCGUUACGACAGAUAUGACGAGUAUGACUAUAGGUAUAGUCGCAAACGCUCUCCAUCACCCUACUACAGUCGAUACAGGUCUCGCUCACGGUCUCGCUCCUACAGCCCACGGCGAUACUAAGUUGCUUUUUACAACAUUGAGCUUCCCUCCAAUAAUUGAUGGUGUGUGAUUCAUCAAGGUGUGUCAGAGGGGAUAUUUUGAAUUAGCAUGUGUAUAUCAACAGAACUCUUAAGUUUGAGGUAGUUCUUGUUUACACGCAAUAGAUGUCUUAAUUUUUAGGCGUUUUCGCGCAUCCAUGUCUGGUGUGAGCAAAGAACUCAACAACUGUUGGUUACUGUUGCGUCAUUAUUCAACUUGCAUCCUUCCUUCCUUCUUCAUUUUCUGUAGCAGUGAUUCCUUUUUUUCUGUCAAAUGACGGUGAAUGAGCUGUGUUACUUUGGUCUCUAUUAUGAGGGUUUUUGUCAUAAUGGGGAAGGUUAACUGGGUUUUAGCUGAUAAUGGUGUCAUUUUUACUACAUGUAUUAAGAAAUAACUCAAACAAUAAAGUUUGUAUAUGUA
This is a messenger RNA of Scomber japonicus (chub mackerel), 1485 nucleotides long. RefSeq names its product transformer 2 alpha homolog (gene tra2a). Gene Ontology annotation, molecular function: RNA binding. The transcript is spliced from 9 exons. Gene Ontology annotation, cellular component: spliceosomal complex. Gene Ontology annotation, biological process: positive regulation of mRNA splicing, via spliceosome. Lineage: Eukaryota; Metazoa; Chordata; Actinopteri; Scombriformes; Scombridae. The coding region runs from base 121 to 1047 and encodes 308 amino acids. The record is from RefSeq and is a predicted model, not a curated record.